AUGCGCCUCCUGCUGCACGCCGCUCUGGCCUCAGCAAAAGUUGAGACGCUCCACCCACCAGGCCAAGCCGCCGCCUUUUUCGAAGCGCCCGCCGGCCCCGAGCCGUCUGUCGAGAAACUGUCGCCAAGCAGCCUCGCGAAAGCCCGAGGGUCACUCGUGCAGCUCCGGCACCGCGGCGUCGUAUUCGGGCUAUUUCUACCGACCGCGCAGCGCGAAGGCGAAGCCUCGCCCGUCCUCGUGUUUCUGCACGGCCGCGGGGAGAGCGGCGGCUUUGCCGUCGCCAACGCACAGUCGCUCCCGUGGCUGCUGUCGAGAGGCCACAACGCGUCCUUCACCGCGUCCUUCCCCUUCAUCGUCGUCGCGCCGCAGUGCCCACAGGAGUGCGCGAGCGAGAAUGGAUGGCGGUCCGACGUGCUCCGCGGCGUGGCUGAGCUCGUGCACGACUGGGCGAGAGCCUACAGCUGCCGAGAGGGCUCCGCCGUGACCUGCCGGAAGGGUCAGCUGGCCUCUGCCGGUCGCAGGUGA
Emiliania huxleyi CCMP1516 is the source of this 525-nucleotide messenger RNA. RefSeq lists its product as hypothetical. The record is from RefSeq and is a predicted model, not a curated record. The transcript has a single exon. The coding region runs from base 1 to 525 and encodes 174 amino acids. Lineage: Eukaryota; Haptophyta; Isochrysidales; Noelaerhabdaceae.